AUGACAAAGGCGUUGUUUCUGGCCUCGGCCCUGGCGGCGGGCACAAUAGCUCAGACCACAUCAGUCGUGGGCGUGUUCCUCAAUACCUAUGAGGUCGGCAACAUUACUCUACAAGGAUCUGUGAUUUCUGCUGCACCUGACGCGACCACCUACUCUAUCACGAGGGUAGAUGACGCGACUUGCACCCAGGACUGCACAGACGAUCCCCAGCAAACAGGACUCACAGAUGACCUGCAAAUGACAUUCGUCAACGGGCCAUCGACUUUUGCUCACCACCUUAUCAAGCCUGGCCAAUACACGAUUGACUAUGAGUGUAAAGUCAGCGAUGGUACCAAUGCCGAUUGCGAGGGUACAUCGAGCGGCCCGUCGGUUGUGCCCGGCAGACAAAUUGAAGCCAUGGUGUGGGCUUCGACCAGCCUGACGCCGGUGACCAUCACGGCCGGCCUGGAGAAGAUACUGGCUGUGAGCACUGCUACGGCUGGCACGGCUCAGACUGCCGCAUCUGCAUCUUCGGGCGCCUCUCAGACGGGUGCUUCUGCGUCUGCGACUUCUUCCGACUCGGCCCCCGGCGCCUCGACUACGGCGAGCUCUGCGGCCGCGGGCGCUGGCCACAACAUCGUCCUUGGAGUGGUUUGUGGAAUACUCUUUGUGAUGCUGGGACUCUAG
Molecule: messenger RNA, 666 nt
Organism: Diaporthe batatas
Lineage: Eukaryota; Fungi; Ascomycota; Sordariomycetes; Diaporthales; Diaporthaceae
Exons: 3
Coding region: 1-666 (221 amino acids)
Source: RefSeq, a predicted model, not a curated record